Sinocyclocheilus rhinocerous is the source of this 2122-nucleotide messenger RNA. It is a transcript of the gene fig4a, whose product is annotated as FIG4 phosphoinositide 5-phosphatase a. The record is from RefSeq and is a predicted model, not a curated record. NCBI's taxonomy places the organism in Eukaryota, Metazoa, Chordata, Actinopteri, Cypriniformes, Cyprinidae. Gene Ontology annotation, molecular function: phosphatidylinositol-3,5-bisphosphate 5-phosphatase activity. Gene Ontology annotation, cellular component: intracellular membrane-bounded organelle. Bases 95 to 2122 code for a protein of 675 amino acids. The transcript has 18 exons. Gene Ontology annotation, biological process: phosphatidylinositol dephosphorylation.
UAGCGUUGGUUUAUACACAACGUUUCUCAAUAUAUCGACACUCAUGCAGGCGUCCGCGGACUUCGUGUGUCAUUGAUUGGACUGAAGCGUCAUCAUGCCUGUGAACGCCGCUGUGAUUAGAGGAGUUCAGAAGCUGGUGCUUUAUGAGACCAGAGCCAGGUAUUUUCUGGUGGGCAGUAAUAACGCUCAAACGAAACAUCGUGUCCUGAAGAUCGACCGCACUGAACCGCGAGAUCUGGUCGUUAUUGAUGAUAAGCAUGUUUACAGUCAGCAGGAGGUGCGAGAGCUUCUGGGCCGUCUGGAUCUCGGCAAUCGCACUAAGAUCGGGCAGAAGGGAUCCUCCGGUCUUUCCAGAGCCGUUUCUGCCUACGGCAUUGUGGGUUUCGUGCAGUUUCUGGAGGGUUACUAUAUCGUGUUGAUCACUAAACGCCGCAGGAUGGCGGAUAUCGGCGGCCACUCGAUUUAUAAGAUUGAAGACACGAAUAUGAUCUACAUUCCCAAUGACUCUGUGAGAGUCACACACCCUGAUGAGGCCCGUUACAGCUACGACCUGAGCCACUCGCUGCAGUGUAACAUGACGCUGCUGCAGAUGCCGUGUGACGCCGGAGAGAGCGAGGAGCUCAACACCAGCGGCAGACAGGACAGCUUUGACAUCUUCGAGGAGGAGGGACUCCCCACUCCAGUUGUCCACGGUUUGAUUAAUGAACCCUACGCUAAGUAUGUGUGGAAUGCCCGUCUGCUGGAGAAAGUCAAGGACAUCGUCCAUCCUGAUUGGCUGCUCUACAUCAUUCACGGCUUCUGCGGCCAAUCCAAGUUGUUGAUCUACGGUCGGCCGGUGCACGUCACGCUCAUCGCCCGUCGCUCCAGCCGCUUCGCCGGCACGCGGUUCCUCAAGCGAGGAGCGAACUGUGAGGGCGAUGUGGCGAACGAGGUGGAGACGGAGCAGAUCAUCCACGACGCCUCGGUCAUGUCGUUGACGGCGGGCAGUUUCUCCUCCUGUGUUCAGGUCCGAGGCUCGGUUCCUCUGUACUGGUCCCAGGACAUCUCCACCAUGAUGCCCAAACCACCCAUACGCUUGGACCAGGCCGACCCAUACGCUCACGUCGCUGCUCUUCACUUCGAUCAGAUGCUGCAGAGGUUUGGAUCGCCCAUCAUCAUCCUCAACCUCGUCAAGAAACGAGAGAAGAGAAAGCAUGAGAAGAUCCUGAGUGAGGAGUUUUAUCCCGCCAUCACCAACCUGAACCAGUUCCUCCCGCCGGAGCACGGCAUCGAGUACAUCGCCUGGGACAUGGCGCGAUACACAAAGAGUAAACUGUGCAACGUGUUGGAUCGUCUCAGCAUGAUCGCUGAGAAUGUGGUCAAGAGGACGGGAUUCUUCGUUAAUCGACCUGACUUUUAUUGCCACACGUUACGUCCUGAUGAAAGGUGGGGAGAUCUCGGAGGGAAGGUCACACCGAAUGGCAGGCUACAGACGGGGGUUUUGAGGACGAACUGCGUGGACUGUCUGGAUCGAACCAACACCGCUCAGUUCAUGGUGGGUAAAUGUGCUCUGGCGUAUCAGCUCUAUGCUCUCGGGAUGAUCGACAAACCCAAGCUUCAGUUCGACACGGACUGCAUCAGGUUGUUUGAGGAGCUGUACGAGGAUCACGGCGACACGCUGUCUUUACAGUACGGAGGAUCUCAGCUGGUGCAUCGGGUGAAGACGUACCGUAAGAUCGCGCCCUGGACGCAGCACUCCAAAGACAUCAUGCAGACGCUCUCGCGUUACUAUAGCAACGCCUUCUCAGGUAAACACCUGGAUGCUGCUUUCAUGCUGGUUACGGCAUGUUACACACACUGGUGGACUGACGGAGUGCUGACGUUCCUGCCGUCACCGUAUGAUGAAGCCCAGUGUGAGAAGAACAGGAGGAAGGUGACGGUGAAGCGCGUGAACCGCUUUGACGAAAGCAUCGACAUCUACACCGAGAUCUUCAAGCCGUACGAACUCACCUCGUUCGACGACACGUUCAGCAUCGCCAUGACCAACUCCGCGAGGGAGUUCAUGCCGAAGACGGUGGGCCUCGAUCCCAGUCCGUUCACCGUCCGCAAACCAGACGAGAGCGCAAAGUCAGUGCUGGGGUGA